AUGGAUCCUAAGAUUGAGCGACGAAAGGCCCUUCAGAAGCGCAACAGACGAAUGAAAAGCCUUCUUCUGAAAGCAGUUGAUAUGAGCAUUCUCUGCGAUGCGGAGAUAUUCCUUGGUAUUCGAAUCCGGGAGACAGGCCGUGUCACUACAUUUUGCUCAGACCCAGAAGGACUCUGGUCUCCUGCUACUUUGAAAUUAAAAAAUUAUUACCCUAUUCCCAUCAAUAUGACGCUAGAGGAUUUUCAGCACGGACGAGGCCGGAACAAAGAUCAGGAUCCAGAGUCGGCGAUCGACGAAGCUGGCGGAGAGGAUUGA
This is a messenger RNA of Talaromyces stipitatus ATCC 10500, 315 nucleotides long. RefSeq lists its product as uncharacterized. The record is from RefSeq and is a predicted model, not a curated record. The coding region runs from base 1 to 315 and encodes 104 amino acids. The transcript is spliced from 2 exons. NCBI's taxonomy places the organism in Eukaryota, Fungi, Ascomycota, Eurotiomycetes, Eurotiales, Trichocomaceae. Gene Ontology annotation, molecular function: protein dimerization activity; DNA binding.